GAACUAGUUUAAUUAUCAAUGCACGAGCUACGUUGACAAAAUCAUUGAAAAUAAUUUCAUCAAUAAUUCACAUCCUUACGCAGGUAGAUACAAAACAUGGGCUCUGUAUAAAGACUUAACCUGUGUGGAAAUGUUAUAAUUGGAUUUCUUGGUUGAUCCUAGCUGGCUGUGUCUCUUUUCUAUGUUUUCCACCUAUUGACUGUACUAUGAAAAGUGUUAUGUUCAUACUUUUUGUCACGAGCUUGGCAGUCGAAGAAUCCUCUGCGAUAAUAGAACGAGAUGACUUUUUCAAGUCAGGGAAGUUUGUCCACCACACGAAUUCGUAUUUGAACGUUGAACCGAUUGUGAAAAGCUCGGAGUUGGACUCUCUCUCAUGCAUGUGGAAGUGUUUGGAAACGCAUUCUUGUUUUUCUAUCAAUAUGGCCUCCGUUCCAGAUUCCAAUUCCAAGUACUUGUGCGAGCUACUUGCCACCGAUAAGUACACCUCCUCGGAAAAGUUUCAAGUCAAUGGCACCAUGCAGCACUUCAGCAUAGAGAGCCCCUGUGACGACUGUCUGAAUGGCGCAAAAUGCCAGGCUAACUAUGAGAAAAACACCGGUGUGUGCAAUUGCAAGCGUGGAUACGUCGGAAAAAAUUGCGAAAAAGGUUGUGUAUUCCCUCUUGGAAUGGAAACCAAAAGCAUCGCGGACUCUCAGAUAACGGCCUCGUCGUUUGUACACAUCCAUUGGUCACCCAAAGACGGACGCAUACGCAAUCCAUACAACGCAGGCGUUACGUAUGGGUGUUGGCGACCGGCAACCGCACAAGUCGACGAGUACUUACAGGUGGAUUUACUGGCGGUAAAGAACAUCAACAAAGUCGCCACUCAAGGCCAGCCCUAUCAACCGUACCAUCUCGACCACACCCACUGGGUGACGCGUUAUGCACUCAGCUACAGCCUGGACGGUGUCACUUGGACGACCUACCCGGAGGAAUUAUCUGGUAAUACCGACCGUGACACGGUGGUGUCACACACACUUCCGGUCACCAUACUGACCAGGUACAUCCGGUUCUUGGUGAAGGCCUGGAAUGUCCUCCCUGCGAUGAGAGUCGAGCUCUACGGGUGCGAAGCUUGCCUGUCUCCUCUUGGAAUGGAAACCAAAAGCAUCGCGGACUCUCAGAUAACGGCCUCAUCGUUUGUAGACUUCACUUGGUCACCCAAAGACGGCCGCAUACGCAAUUCAUACAACGCAGGCGUUACGUGGGGGUGUUGGCGACCGGCAACCGCACAAGCCGGCGAGUACUUACAGGUGGAUUUACUCGCGGUGAAGAACAUCAACAAAGUCGCAACACAAGGCCAGCCUUAUACCUCGGACCAACCCAACCUGACCCACUGGGUGACGCGUUAUGUACUCAGCUACAGCCUGGACGGUAUCACGUGGACGACCUACCCGGAGGAAUUAUCUGGUAAUACCGACCGUGACACGGUGGUGUCACACACACUUCCGGUCACAAUACAGACCAGGUACAUCCGGUUCGUGGUGAAGGAGUGGAAUGUCCUCCCUGCGAUAAGAGUCGAGCUCUACGGAUGCGAAGCUUGCCUGUCUCCUCUUGGAAUGGAAACCAAAAGCAUCGCGGACUCUCAGAUAACGGCCUCGUCGUUUGUAGACAUCUAUUGGUCACCCAAAGACGCACGCAUGCGCAAUCCAUACAACUCAGGCGUUACGUUUGGGUGUUGGCAACCAGCAAAUGCACAAGCCGGCGAAUACUUACAGGUGGAUUUACUCGCGGUGAAGAACAUCAACAAAGUCGCCACACAAGGCAAGCCUUAUUCAUCGUACUAUCUCGUCGACCACUGGGUGACGCGUUACGCACUCAGCUACAGCCUGGACGGUAUCACGUGGACAACCUACCCGCAUGAAUUUUCUGGUAAUUCUGACGAUGACACGGUGGUGUCACACACACUUCCGGUCACCAUACAGACCAGGUACAUCCGGUUCGUGGUGAAGGAGUGGAAUGUCCUCCCUGCGAUGAGAGUCGAGCUCUACGGAUGCGACGCCUAACUGAGAUAGUUGAUUACUAAAAGUCUAACAAAAUUCGUACAAACACACGUUCCCUGAUUAUUCAUUGAAUAAUUAUUUUGGGCCUUUCUAGAUUGUAAAAAUGCACAACAUUGUAUGAAAGUGGCUAGCAACAAACUUUUCGUACGAUGCGAUACAAUAGUAUCCAAAUUUGCAAACGCACGUUUAACGGUUUUGCUGUAGUGACUAAAGGGUUCGAUCCCCAAUGUUUCCAUGAGAUGAUCUCUUUUUUUUUUUCUACUUUUUGAAGCUGCUGAACUUGGUGUGUCAUCACGUAGAAAAGUGUACCCGUAGCAUCUUUGUUUGUUCGGUUUGCUAAUAUUUUAUGCAUACAAGAAAAUAAAUAGGAAAAUAAAUUUGCAUUAAUUAGUUACCUGACAGAGUCUUUGGUUGGUUACAUCCGCAGUCACAUUCUCGAUAUUUCUUAAAGCCGCAUUGUCACCAGUUUACUUCCGGAGGUCCGACGGAAACCUCAACCGUUAAAAGAUAAAAGAAUCUAUUCGAAUCCGAAAUAUUCAACAGGCCAUCCGCUCUAAAUUAGCAUUC
Nematostella vectensis (starlet sea anemone) is the source of this 2606-nucleotide messenger RNA. RefSeq names its product lactadherin. The transcript has 8 exons. The record is from RefSeq and is a predicted model, not a curated record. Lineage: Eukaryota; Metazoa; Cnidaria; Anthozoa; Actiniaria; Edwardsiidae. The coding region runs from base 207 to 2042 and encodes 611 amino acids.